Messenger RNA from Adineta ricciae, 669 nucleotides. Lineage: Eukaryota; Metazoa; Rotifera; Eurotatoria; Adinetida; Adinetidae. The record is from the annotation of a GenBank genome assembly.
AUGUCAUCGUCCAGUGCUCGUCCAUUUUUUCGUAGUAACAAUCGUUCUCAGCAUAGACUCUCAGCUCGAAAACCAUUGCCAAACAAUACACUUGUUCAGCAACCUAUGAAUGUCAGUUGUUGCGGAGGUGACGAAAAGAAAACAGCAAUUAAGAAUCAAGUUCAAGCGCCACCGCUAAAAGAACAAGAGCCCGUUGUUGAGCAGAAAAAACUCGUUGCUGAUCCAAUGGAAGCAAGUGAUCAUAAGAUUCAGCAUAUACCUCAACAACAAGCAGUUAGAGUUGACGUCGACGACGAUCUAAAAGAUUUAUUCGGUAAAAGAGAAGUAACAAAAGCAAUGAUAAACCAAUUAGCACAACGUGCGCUAACUGGCUCAAUGAGUUUGAACAAUGAUGAUCCACCGCGUCUCUGUACAAAGAAACAUUGUUCAUUCGCUAAUGAACCAUUGACCAUCAAACCUGUUACAUGUGUACCCGGUAUUGGUCCAAAACAUGGACAUCUGUGUGAAAAGCAAGGGAUCAUCAUGGCUCAUCAACUACUAUCAAGAUACAUGAUGAGUGCUAAUGGCGAAGAGUUUGAAAAAUCUCUGAUUAAUCAGCUAAACUUUACACCUAAAUCGGCUGCAAUGGCACGUGAUGGGCUAAAAGAAAUGAGACGACAUCUAAUUUAA